ACCGAGUCUCGGCGCCGCCGGGGGCCGGGUGCGGGCCGCGCCGCUCCUCCUUCCGCCGGCUAUGCAGUCUUCCGGCUCCUCUGGCUCCCGCAGCCCCGGCCGGGGCCGGGCCGGCCCGAGCAAGACGGGAGAGACUUCGAUGUGAGAAUGGCUGUGACUCUGGAAGAAGCUCCGUGGCUGGGCUGGAUCUUGGUGAAAGCCCUGAUGAGGUUUGCCUUCAUGGUCGCCAACAACCUGGUUGCGAUUCCAUCCUACGUCUGCUAUAUAAUCGUGCUUCUGCCCCUUCGACUGCUGGACAGCAAGCGGUUCUGGUACCUUGAAGGAAUGAUGUACAAAUGGCUUUUAGGAAUGGUGGCUUCUUGGGGAUGGUAUGCUGGAUAUACAGUGAUGGAGUGGGGGGAAGAUAUUAAAACAAUUUCAGAAGAUGAAGCAGUCAUGUUGGUGAACCAUCAGGCAACAGGAGAUGUGUGCACCCUGAUGAUGUGCCUCCAGGACAAAGGACUGGUUGUUGCUCAGAUGAUGUGGUUGAUGGAUCAUAUUUUUAAAUACACAAACUUUGGAAUUGUUUCUCUAAUUCAUGGAGACUUCUUUAUAAGACAGGGAAAAUCUCAUCGUGACCAACAGCUUCUUCUUCUUAAGAAGCACCUAGAAAAUAAUUACAGGAGCAGAGAUCGAAAAUGGAUUGUUCUGUUUCCAGAAGGGGGCUUCCUCAGGAAGAGGCGAGAAACCAGUCAGUCAUUUGCCAAGAAAAAUAACUUGCCAUUUCUUACACAUGUCACUUUGCCGAGAGUUGGGGCAACAAAAAUUAUUUUGCGUGCGCUUGUAGCACGACAGGAAAAUGGAAGUCCAGCAGGAGGAGACACUAAGGAAUUAGACAACAAAUCAAAAGGCCUCCAGUGGAUAAUAGAUACAACCAUAGCUUAUCCCAAAGCUGAACCCAUAGAUAUUCAAACCUGGAUCCUUGGAUACAGGAAACCAGCAGUCACACAUGUACAUUACAGAAUCUUUCCAGUUAAAGAUGUACCCCUGGAGACCGAUGACCUUUCUGACUGGCUCUAUCAGCGUUUUAUUGAAAAAGAGGACCUCUUAUCGCAUUUUUAUGAAACAGGGGCUUUUCCACCUACCAAGGGCCAUAAGGAAGCUGUUUCCAGGGAGAUGACCCUCAGCAAUAUGUGGAUAUUUCUCAUACAGUCUUUUGCAUUUUUGUCAGGCUAUAUGUGGUACAACAUCUUUCAGUACUUUUACCAUUGCCUGUUUUAGGAAUUGACUUGGACUUGUCAUGGUCACCAUAGGAAUUUGGACUUUCAUGAGUGUGCAUUAUUUUACAUGUGCAAAUCAGAAUAUUAAAAAACAAGCAAAGGAGAUUCAAUGGAUGGAUUAAUAUUUAUCCCCCUUUGGGAUAUUUUUAAACUCUACUAAAAUGAGGAUCAGUAAUAUAAUGACCUGCUAAUAUGUUUUAAGGACUUUUCAUGUUUUAAAACGAUACACUCUACCACCCAUUUAUGCAAACAUCACAUUUGGAGAAGAGGAAAUCAUCAAAUCAUCCUAGAAGACUAUCUGAGAGAAAUUCUGUUGCCACCAGGUGUGUGUGAUAAUCUUUCCCAGGCUCAGAAAACUGUCCACGUCCGUUCCUCUUAGCUAGUCAUCUCUACUAGGCAGCGCUGGGGCACGCCCUCACCUCUGUCAGCUCUGGCUGUGUUCCCAGUAACCUCGAGGGGAGCUGGUUGGCACCUUCGAAGAACUGCUUCCCUGUCGUUUGCAGCAAUGCCCCAGUCCUCAGCAGCUCCAUGAGGUUCAGUGUCAAGCAUGCCCCCGGGGGGCAAAGCAGUGUCCAGUGACACAUUCCGGUACUAGAAGGUGUUCUUCCAGAAGACCAGCUCAGUCCAAUGCCGUGUUUACAUGCAUUCACGCUGCCCCUUGUACAGGGAGGGGGGGUUCACUUGAUUUAUCUUUUUGUAUAGAAGGCAUAUCAUAGAUUGAUCAUUGUCUUUUACAAAAUGCACUUUUAUCAGAUGCAUCUACAGCAGAGGAUUAGCACUAUAGGUUGGAAACAGACGUGAACAUGAUCAGCGAAUUCUUGAGAGGCUGCCUGUCUGUCUGCAUGUUGAUCUGGGCGCUGACGCCCUCCAGCGCCAUCUGCACUGGGCACCACACCGAGGCUUCUGUCCCACUCAGAGCCUUUUUUUUUGUUUGGUUUUGUUUUCUUUCCAUUUUGCAUUUUAGCCUCAAAUGCAUAUGGGGACAGUUGAAAUAAAUUAAGGCAUUUAACUGAUCAAGUUAAGGUGAAAUAGACUUGUUUAAUAUAAGGAAUAUAAGAGCUAGAGCCAGGCACUGGCUUCCAAUGGUGACACGUUCUCACACGACACCCCCAGAACCUGCGUUUGUUCCCUUAGCACGUCAAGGAGCUGCCUGUGUCAGAGUGGCGUAACCAGGAGAGUCCAGCAAAGAGGCUUCCCAGUUUCUUUCAAUUGAUCUUGGAGAGGAUAGAGUCAAGUUCCUAUUUCUAGAAAACUUUUUUUUUUUUUAAACAAUGUGUCACUAUAUUUAUAUGAUUUACCUCAUAGGAGAACCAAACACUCCUCAAAAAGUGCUGGCACGGUGUCAACUGGUCACCUGCACUCCCAGUGUUGAGAGGGAGCUUGUGUUUUGGCUUGGAACUAUAGGACUGUUUAGACCCUGGUGAGUCAGCGUACUUGUUGGUCAUGAACAUUGUGAUGCCCCUGUCGUCAGUAAUUGUACAAAUGACAAUUUUGAGAAGUAGGCCAGAAACUAAAAGUAAAGGCAAUUGUUUUCUAUUUUUAAAUAAAACCAAAAAAACCAAAAACUGAAAAGAUGUGAAUUUUCUCCCAGUUAUGUGGGAAAGGCAAAGCAACACCAAAUAAAAGCCCCCAGCAGCUCCAUUCAGUACAGAGGUGAAAGACUGCUUCAUUACUUGAAAUACCUCAUUGAAUAGUAGACAGCUACCUGGUGAAAUGCAGAAGACAGUGUUAAUAUGUUUGGUUUGGUAGUGGUUGUUAUAAGAUGCAGUUUUUUGGAAAUCUGAGCAGUUCGCUAUAUGUGUUUUACAGUGACAGUAAUUAGGUAAAGCCAAUCUCAAUUAAAGGUAUGAAGGAUGAUAGGAAGCUGGAUAGAAACUUAAAGAUGAUUCUGUUUGAGGCCCAGCAAACACUACUAGACAAGAUGAAUCGAAAUUGUUCCCUUGAGAGAUUAUUCAGCCAGCUGGGGGAUAAGUAGCUCACUGUGGAGUCUGGCAUGCAUAGUCCUAGCCAAUAGACCUUUUUCGUCAUUGCUAAGCAAACCACAGAUAGAGUGGCCAGUUCUCCCAUCCAAAAAAAAGAAAAGAAAUGCAUACGUCAGUGUAAUUUAGGGCCACUUUUGCCAUCAUUGUUCUCCAAAGGAACAUAAUAUUGUUUAAUGUACAUGUCAAGCAGACUGUUCUGUAAGAUGCUUUUGUUUUCAAGUGCAGUCAUUUCAGCAGUCUCUAGAGUGAAAAAUACCAACAGAUGUGUGAGUUAAUUUUUGAAAAUAGGUCUGUGAGUUGUAAAUAGAUGUGUGUUUGGUCUGUCCUAUCCGUCUUUGAUUCCUUAUCAACAUGUUCUCUCUCUCCUGUUGGCAAAACAUGUUUGUCUGAGAGCAUUGAUAGUGCUUUCCUCAUCAGUAACUGGAGUUCUCCUGCUUGCACUAGGGAAAGUAAAGAGAGAAUCUGUGUUUUUGUAUGGCAACCAGGGAAGCAGGAAUAUGCCACUGUACAGAACCAAAUUAAAAGUCCUAAUCUGUAUUUUCUUUGCAAAGUGAGAUCAAAGGAUGUUUAGAGAGUAUACAUUUUUGUCAAGGGAAAAGAAAAUAAAACUGCGCCAGUUUCUAUGCAAGCAGCUUGUAGAGUCUCAGCACUUCCUGGUCUCAGCCGAUCUGCCUGGAUUCACACAGCAGAGAGGGCUGAGAUCUCCCUGCUGGAUUUUGGUCUCCAUGAGUCACAGUGAUCGAGCAUUGCUUGGCCACGGGCAGGCGCAGUGACUCCAGAGGGGACCACCCCAGCAGUUCACACUUAACUUCAGAAACUGUCAUUGGUGUUAAAACAUACAAAUAGCAUGGAGAAACCUAUAUGCCAAUGGAAGGUAAAGAAAAAUUACAGAAGGGAAAAUGAUGUUUUGGGUGAGCAAAUAGUUGAGAAUCUAAAUAGUAGAUUUUUUUUUUUAAGCUAGCUAUGAGUUCCAAUCUUUCAUUAAGUAGUCUUUCAUAUUACAACCAACCCUUAAUUUUUCCAUGGGAAAAGACCUAGAGAUUACCGGAUAGUUAAUCCAGUAAUAAGUCAUAGUAAACCAAAAAUCUAAUUGUGUUUAGGAGUUUGAGUCCUUAUUCUCAUCAAACUGUUUUUCUUCUAGGGAUGCAUAUUAAUUAAAAAAAAAAAAGAUUUCUCUUGCCUAUCUAUUUAUGACUGUUCAUGAGUAGUGAAAAGAUUUGGAAAAAUAGCUUCAGGAAGAGGAAACACAAAAACCUGAAUAAUCCAUGGGCUAGAAAAGGAAUCCAUGAAUAAUCAAAAGCUAGUGGUAUUGUCAUUUUUUUUCAAGUCUUUUUAUGGAAAUGAAAUGUUAAAUCACCGAAUGUAAACCUCAAAACAUCACUGUAGUAUUAUAGCAUUUGGAUUGGUAUUGCAAUGCCUCUUCAUUCUUUGUUCACGCCACUCACAUCUUGUGGAUUUGUCUUGGUAAUGUUUCUGACAAUCAUUUCCCUACAGACUGUUCUAAACUACUGGGACCUGGUUAUAAUUGUAGAAAGUUAAUCAUGGAUAGUCUUAUUGGAUUCUUUUUAUAUUUAAGAAAAUUUUAUUUAUAUUGCUAAGUAGGAAGUUAUUUUCUUCAUUACACUAUAGGACUUCGCUCCAGAGUUACCAUUAUGAGUAUGUCAGCUCUGGUCUACAAAGGAUGGAUAAAAAUGGUUCGCCUUAUUUUCUUGCAAUGUAGUGCUGUGAAUUUUACAUCUGUUAACAGGAAAGGCAAAGUCAGAGCCACCCUGGGCAGCAAGUAUCCUGGUUUAUUUUAUGAGACAGUAGGGACUAAUACGUUGGGACCAAAACCACCUAAAUUGGACAUUUUGGGGUCACAGAGGGGCCAGGUGUUCUCUGGAGCAGUCACCGGUUGGUGCUUUAUUGCAGUCAUUUUGCGUUGAUACCCAACAGUUAGGAACCGGACCCUGGGAAUAAGCUGAGGGUGCUGUACUAUUGGGGGAGGGUGACUGUAGCCAUACAGAAGAUAAAAUAAGGGUUUUUCUGCAAAAUUUCCAUUUGAGGAUUUUUACAUUUAAUAUUUUUUUAAAACAGUUAAAAGAGCAAAAAAAAUAUGUGUAAUCUAGUUGCAAGAUAUGCGCACAUAUGUUGACUGGCUUUAUUUUUAUUGUGUAAAACUGUUGAACACAUGACUGUAAUGCACAAAUUCUUUACAUGUAAGGGAUCUACGCAUUUUACAGUAACUCAUUUUCAUGACUGGGUAAUGAAGCAGUUAUACAUUGACUUGCCAUUGUUGUGUUAAGUGCUUUCCUUUUCUUUACAGUUGUUACAGAGUUGUAUUUAUUUUAUACAGGUGGAUUUUCCUUUUCCUGAUGCCAUAAUGUUUACUUCAGCUUGUUGACCUGUCUUUCUUUGUCUAGCUGCAUGUUGUAAUGUAUGAUAAGAAUGAAUGUAAAGGCUGUGGCAACUGUCAUUAAAUUUUGUAAAGGGCUGGUCACUCGUGGAUCUAUCUGGUUUAUGAAUGCAUUUGGGAUUAUUUUAGUAACCAGAUCACCUUUUCAGAAAUUUAGAUGUGAACACCAAAAGAAACAUUUUUCCCAACAAAUAUUAAUAGCUGGUUCUAUUUUUUUUAAUCUAGAAAAAAUAAAGUUGAUUUUUUUCAAGUAAAGUGCUUUUAAUUCUUAGUAGUGGGGAUGGGUUGUUUGUAUUUUACUGGAGAGAUUUAGGCAUUAACAUCUGUAGACGUGUAUUAUGGCAGUUGGAUGCUGAAGGCAAACUGAAAAACCAAAAGAAAAAAACAUUGUACUUCCUUCUUUGGUUUUAAACUAUUCCCCCCACUCCUUCCCCAUUUUCCCCAUCCAGUGGUAUAGUGGUAAAUGUUGAAUAGUCCACUCUACUAGAAAAAAAAUUCUGUAUACAAGUGUACAUGUUUGUUAAAAUUUUGCUGAUAGCAAAGACAUAUAACACAGCUAACAAAUAAUAAUAAAGUAUACUUUAUUGUCAAGUCCAUAUAGCCAGUUCAUUCUCCCAGGAUGCUGUAAUUGAUUUUUGCUGAACUGUUGUAGCCAAUCUUUGAUUGCAAUUCAGCCAUAAUUUGAAAAAUGGAAUUACAUCAUAAUUACUUAUUUCUCAAAUUUAUUGUCAUUCAAUCUGAUACGUGAUCUGAUAAAGUGUUCCUUCAGUUCAGUUCAGUUGCUUAGUCGUGUCUGACUCUUUGCUACCCCAUGCAGAAAAAAUUGUUUCUUACCCUCGUGCAAAUUAUUCACACUAAAGUGAACCACAUUUGGCUUCAUUACUCUUUGUAAGCUUAUAUAACUUAAUUUUAAUAACAACAGUUUAGUAACUGCUGGCAAAAUUUUAAAAUUUAGCAAUCAGCUGUAGUGAGCCAGUAGGAGCUGUCUCCAGCAUACCACUGUCCUGUGCUUUUUUUUUUAAAUUAACUGUUAGUAUCGAGUAAACUCACUGCUCAACACUAAGGGUCCUAUUACUGACCCUUGCAGGGGCUUAAUGGGUGGAAAGCAUUAAUAUCAGUCCUACAAAGCAUGCUUUUGUUUAUUUUUUUAAAGUUUUUUUUAAUGUGGGUCAUUUAAAAAGUCUUUAUCAAAUUUGUCACAAUAUUGUUCUCUUUUAUAUUUUUUGGCUAUGAGGCAUGUGGGAUCUCCUAGCUCCCUGACCAGGUGUUGAACCCUCACACCCUACAUUGGAAGGUGAAGUUUUAACCACUGGACAGCCAGGGGAGUCCCCAGAGCGGGCUUUUGAUUUGAAGAAUUUGAGAAACAGCAAAUCUUUCCUCAAGUGCAUGGGAAGCUUGCAUUUUUCUAAAGUUGGUCCUUUGCUUUCAUUUCUCAAAACUAGGUAAAUUGAUAAUAGGCAUCGCUAAGAUUCUGUUUUGAGCACUGAAAACACUUAUUGUUUAGAUAUUUGGAGAAUAUGUUUGAUCCCACUGAAAACUUAAAUGUAUUUAAAUAUCUCACACAGUCUACCAAACAAGUUAAACAGUUUAAGUUCGGUCUGCCUCUUCUUUUUCUCUCUGGAUGUAGGAUGCUGUUUUGGUGAGGCUGUUGUUGUUUUCCCCAGUGUGGUUUCUGUGGAAGAUGAAGAACAGACUGAGGACAGAGCCCUGAAAGCAAGUGUGAAGAACUCUGAGAUCUGUUGCUGACCAGCCCUAUUCUUCAUGCGUUAGGAACAAAAGAAAAGCCAUUGUUUUUAAUUUCCACUUAAUAUGAAAAUGUUUGUUUUCAGAAAAUGUUUCUUCCUGCUGAAAAAGAAAAUGUAUUUUUAAAAGGAAAAAAUUUCCUCUUUUGGCUAUAAGAAAAAGUCAGCUGUAUAUGAGCAGGUGUGACCAUAUCAUAACAUGCUGAUAUGAUAUAAGUCAAUAAAUUUUUACCUCUCAGGACUUGGAUAA
Messenger RNA from Dama dama (fallow deer), 7628 nucleotides. RefSeq names its product lysophosphatidylglycerol acyltransferase 1 (gene LPGAT1). The record is from RefSeq and is a predicted model, not a curated record. NCBI's taxonomy places the organism in Eukaryota, Metazoa, Chordata, Mammalia, Artiodactyla, Cervidae. The transcript is spliced from 8 exons. Gene Ontology annotation, cellular component: endomembrane system. The coding region runs from base 148 to 1260 and encodes 370 amino acids. Gene Ontology annotation, molecular function: acyltransferase activity.